GCGGGGCCCGCCCGCCGGGCAACCUGCGGCUCGGAAGGAGCCUGGGAAUAGCGUCUAGCCCCGGACCGGCGCGGGGGGUAGACGCGGACCGUUCGGCUGCAGCCCCCGCCCGCCGAGCCUCUAGGUCGUGUCCAUCCUGGGUAAGACAGGAGGGUCAGAGCCGGGCCCCGACGCUCUGGCCACGGCCGGAACCCCAGGCUCGCGGCCCCAGUUUCCGGUCGGCGGAGGCGCUCAGGGGCCCGAGCCCACGGAAGCGGGCUUGGGGGUCGGGGCCGGACAGGAGAUGGCGCCGCCUGCGGGUGGCGCGGCGGCGGCCUCGGACCCGGACUCGGCCGCGGUGCUCCUGGCUGUGCACGCCGCGGUGAGGCCGCUGGGCGCGGGGCCGGACGCCGAGGCACAGCUGCGCAGGCUGCAGCUGAGCGCGGACCCCGAGCGGCCCGGGCGUUUCCGGCUGGAGCUGCUGGGCUCGGGACCCGGCGCGGUCAGUUUGGAGUGGCCCUUGGAGUCAGUUUCCUACACGGUCCGAGGUCCCAGCCAGCAUGAGCUGCAGCCCCCGCCAGGAGGGCCUGGGACCCUCAGCCUGCACUUCCUCAACCCUCAGGAAGCUCAGCGGUGGGCAGCUCUAGUCCGAGGUGCCACCAUGGAGGGACAGAAUGAUGUGUACCCUGGCACCCGCUCUGUGCUGAGCAUGUUAGGCCUUGGAGACUUAGCAGGAAUGAGACUUGGACUUCCUGCCCUCUUGGGACUUGAAUUUCCAGAGAGGAGAACAUAUAACAUUGGCAGCCUGCCCCAAGCCCUGGGCCUAGAAAUGUGCCCUGUUUCCCCACCCAGUCCCCCUGGAGUGCCCACACUCCGGGCCCCACAACCCAAGGUGGAUCUUUGCUGGAGCCCUGGAGACUUGACGGAGAAAGAAGAGCUGGUGGGGCGCCUGGCCCAAGCCAUCGAGGGUGGGGACGAGAAGGGGGCAGCCCAAGCAGCGGCCACCCUGGCCCGACAUCAUGUGGCUCUGAGUGUCCAGCUCCAGGAGGCCUGCUUCCCUCCUGGCCCCAUCAGGCUACAGGUGACGGUUGAGGACGCCGCGUCCUCUGCCCACGUCUCGCUGCACGUUCACCCCCACUGCACCAUUGCGACCCUCCAGGAGCAGGUGUUCUCGGAGUUUGGCUUCCCACCAGCUGUGCAGCGCUGGGUCAUUGGGCGGCGCCUGUGUGUGCCCGAGCGCAGCCUCGCUUCCUACGGGGUCCAGCGGGAUGGGGACCCCGCUUUCCUCUACCUGCUCUCAGCCCCGCGAGAAGCCCCAGGACGCAGCCCUCAGUGUCCCCAGAAGAUGGAUGGGGAACUAAGUCGCCUGUUUCCUCAGUCACUGGGGCAGCCCAGAGCUCCUCUGCCAGCCACCUCCAGCCUCCCCAGCCCCCUUCAGCCUGGCUGGUCCUGCCCUUCCUGCACGUUCAUCAAUGCUCCCAGCCGACCCGGCUGUGAGAUGUGCAGCACCCAGAAGCCCUGCACUUGGGACCCCCUUCCUGCAGUUUCCACCCCGCUGGCAAAGGUCACAAGGAGAGAGGAUGGCCCUGUCCCUCCAGGCUCAAGGUCCCUGGACCCCCUCCUAAAACUCUCAGGAGACCUUUGCUGACUGCUUGCUAGGGGUCAAGCCAGGUUUGUGGAGGGGCCACAAUCUGGAGUCAUUAAAGGCGCUUCUGAGCCAGCUGA
Molecule: messenger RNA, 1704 nt
Organism: Felis catus (domestic cat)
Lineage: Eukaryota; Metazoa; Chordata; Mammalia; Carnivora; Felidae
Gene: SHARPIN
Product: SHANK associated RH domain interactor
Exons: 10
Coding region: 284-1627 (447 amino acids)
Biological process (GO): positive regulation of canonical NF-kappaB signal transduction; proteasome-mediated ubiquitin-dependent protein catabolic process; protein linear polyubiquitination
Cellular component (GO): LUBAC complex
Molecular function (GO): ubiquitin-protein transferase activity; ubiquitin binding
Source: RefSeq, a predicted model, not a curated record